Messenger RNA from Cylicocyclus nassatus, 844 nucleotides. NCBI's taxonomy places the organism in Eukaryota, Metazoa, Nematoda, Chromadorea, Rhabditida, Strongylidae. The record is from the annotation of a GenBank genome assembly.
UUUUGUUUUCUUAGCUAUCCGAGGGCAGUUGGUUAGCCAAUGAGCACGGCUGGAAGAGUAGAGGCUGCCACGAAUCACUAUUUGCCAAGAUUUGCCAGAAUAGCAAAAGAGGCGAAAGUUCGGCAGAUCGGCUACAGUGUCGAUAGAGAUCCAUUGACCGGAAGGAUUACUUUCACCUAUAAUAUAACGUGGACAGACGUAGAUGACAGCUUGGUGCAAAAAUAUGAAAUUUUGAAGAUGAAUCUUACCAGAAGAACACCAAGAGCGAUGAGAGAUGAAGAAAGGUCCGGUCUUCCACGAUUGAUCAAGUGCGAUGGAGCCUGCGACAGAUGGGCUCCUGAAGACUACAUCAUUCAGUUCGGGCUUUGCGAUCAUAACAUAUGCUAUCGAUGUUAUGAAAACGAAGAGAGUAUAGCGCUCACUAACGAUGGUUCACGAGGCUGCUGUAACAAAGAGUGUGUAGCGAGAGCCAAAGCAGAACUGGCUUUGAAAACUCCCAAAAGUUCGAAAUCGGCCAUUGCGCUUGGAAGUAGAGCUUUCUAUGUGCCUUUUCCGGGAAAGAAGAAAAGAAGAAAGCUGGAACAGUCGCAUGAUCGUCGCACCGUGCCAGUAAAGCAAGCAGAUGCAAGCAGCAAACCGUGGAAGUCGAAACCACAAGCUAUAAAUAGCGAAGCGACCUUUUUUGGUGACUAUGAUGAUGCACGUCUCCAAGAAAUGGCCGAAACCAUGCGAUUAGCUAAAGUUUGAGGCCCAAAAAAUUAAAACGAGAAAUUGUCAAGUAAAAUGCAAAGUAUUUUUGUGUAAAUGUUUUUCUGUAAAUGGUAGAUCUGUGCCUGUAUAAAUG